This is a messenger RNA of Nicotiana attenuata, 533 nucleotides long. RefSeq names its product putative EG45-like domain containing protein 1. The transcript has 3 exons. The record is from RefSeq and is a predicted model, not a curated record. Gene Ontology annotation, cellular component: cell wall; apoplast. The coding region runs from base 1 to 387 and encodes 128 amino acids. Gene Ontology annotation, biological process: systemic acquired resistance. Lineage: Eukaryota; Viridiplantae; Streptophyta; Magnoliopsida; Solanales; Solanaceae.
AUGGCAAUUCCUAAAAGUAUUUUGCUCAUUAUUGGUGUUAUGGCUGCUUUAUUUUCUAUAGCUUUGGCUACUCCAGGGACUGCCACAUUUUAUACGAACUAUGUUCCUUCAGCAUGUUAUGGAAACACACCCCAAGGUACCAUUAUAGCAGCAGCAAGUGAUCCUCUUUGGAAUAAUGGUGCAAUAUGUGGCAAAACAUUCAAUGUCACAUGCACUGGUCCAACAAAUCCAGUGCCACACCCUUGCACUGGCAAGAGUAUUGUGGUAAAGAUUGUUGAUCAUUGCCCUGGAUGUGGUGGGACCCUAGAUCUAUCUAAAGAAGCCUUCUCAACCAUUGCUAAUCCUGUUGCUGGCGUUAUUAAGAUCGACUAUGUCCAGACAUCAUGAGAGCAUCAAAGGCGCAUGGUAUUCCAAUUUAUUCUAUAUAUAGCAUGUUUAAAAUAUAUUCCAUAGUGAAGUUGAUUUGAUCAAUAAUUCACAGUUGAAUGUAUGUAUUUGAUCAAUUCUAAGAAUAAAAGUUCAUCUUUUCCUUU